GCAAUAUACAGCUGUCAUUUUCUGGCAUCGUGGGUGGGUACUCGUCCUUGCUUGUGUUUCUUCGCAUGCUUAUAAGGUUGUUGUGCUGGUGCUGAAGGUGCUUGACAAGACAUCAGCUAUAACGGUCACAUAGUCAACAAGAUUAGAGACGAUAUCUCAACUAGAUAACAGUUUGUAAUACAGAACAACCAGUGGCCUCUCGGGGGGGGGGGGCGGGGGGGUCAACAUUUAAAGAAAUAAUACUGUUUUUGGUAUGAAAGCAGUUUUCAAAUGUGUGUAUCAUUUCAAAUGUACUUUAAAAAAUUAUCAGGGCCAUUGUGUUUAAAUGAACGCAUUCCGACAGGAGCGUAACUGUGUUUUUGACGCCCUUGGCUAAAUUUAUUUUUGGCGCCCUUUUGUUUAAAUAAAAAUUUAAACAUUAGAGAUUUAGCGGCGCCAUUUUGAACUGACGCAGGCCGGCGCCCUUGGCAACUGCCCCAAUGCCAAGUCGUUGUUACAAAACUGCAUUCCGAGCUAAAGCGUUCAAUGUUUACAUAACAAAGACUUUACUCGAUGUUUGUCAUCUCUAUAUUACGAACUCCCUAAAUCCGCCAUGGCUGUACAAUUUUAGAUGAAAUGAUUACCCUAAUGUAUACUUUUAGCUCCAUUUGCGUCUUAAUAUGAAACCUUACUUUUUUAAACUUUAAAAAAGGAAGAAAAGCCAGCAGCUACCUUUCACGACUUUCAAGAAUCAAAAUAGAAUCUAUUUAAGUUUAAGCUUUAUUUUGACACGGUGGAUAAACUACGUCAUCUGUUAAUAGUUAAUAUUACCGUGACUGCACAAUCAUUGUUUGCUGCCUUAGUCGUGGGUUCGGUGUUGGGAAAUAGUUUAGUUUGAUCCCAUUCUUCAGACACACGUAUUAGUUCUUUAUUUUGAUAGAAUUGAUUGAUUUUUAAAAAAAUUGAGAACAUGACAAGCCAUAAUGACAAAUAUUUUGUUUCACCAACAGUCAAGCAGAAUGUGGUCGUUUUCGAUGGGUCUUUUCCUAGCGUCUGUCUCAACGGAGUCCAUGCAGCUCAGCGCCACCUAUGGUUUGAGCAGGGGCGCUGCAAUCCUCCUACUCGGUGCCAUAAUUGGGGACUGGGUUGACCAAACGCCGAGGCUGAAAGGUGAAACAUAUGUUGCUUCGUUUCGUGUCAUGUUUUGUCAAUGUCAUUGUUAUUGUUUAUUGUUUUCCUUAUUUUUAAAAGUUCAAGAUAAACUUUUGUUUUAAACAGACUGAACCACAUUUGCAAGUUUAAAAGAAUCAUUUCCACUCCAUAAAUAAGAUAUAAUUUAAUGAAAGUGCAUAAGUUGAGUUUUCUGAGCGCAAUUUUCUAAAAAAGAAAUAAAUAAAGCUUUUUAUUAUUCAAGAAAUAGUUGUCAGCUUGAAAACGAAACACUGUAUCCAGGGGACAUUCGUAAUAAUGUGUAUUGAAUGAUAAAGGCUUUAACGUGAAGGGUUGCCCCAUAUGGCUUAUAAAUUUAGAUAUUGAUCUCCUUUAAGAAUGUAUCUAUAAAUCAAUUCUUCACCCAGCGGCCACGCUGACCAUGAUUGGCCAAAAUGUGCUGGUGUUGUCCUGCUCGUGCGUCAUUCUCGCACUGACCAUCACCGUGUCGCAGAUGGAUCACGUGGACACAUGGCUCAGGUAUCUCCUCUACGCCAUCAUCAUCAGUCUGUCGGUCUCGUCGCGUCUCAUGAAGGAGGCGAGGAUUCUCGUGAUGGAAAGAGACUGGAUUGUGGAGAUGUGCGACAGGGACGAGCAUCACCUGGCAGGUACGGACUCAACAAAAUGGGCUCUCAAAAAAUAUGUCCUCUUUGUUUUUUUUUUUUAGAUAUGAAAUAAUUCAAUGGGUUGAAUGGCGCUUUCAUCCCUCCAUACCUUUUUGUGAUUUACUCUCUUUUAAUAUAACGUAUUUUUGUAAUCCAUGUGUAAUGUUUAACAACAUCUAUUUUUUUCCUAUUAAACCACUAAUUAUUAGCAUUUAUUUCAUGUCAUUCUAGAGCCAUGAUAAAUUAUGUCAACACUUGUUUUAUUUAGAGUCCCCAAUCCACAGUUUUUCUGCAAUAUCGAAAAAGUAUAACGCAGUCUACGCCCAUGCCCGGACAAAUGUUUUCUUUGAGCCGGACAAAUGCCUUCUUUGACCCGGACGAAUGCCUUCUUCGAUCCGGACAAAGCCUUAAUGACCAGGACAAAUACCUUCUUUGACCCGGACAAAAGCCUACUAUGACCAGGACAAAUACCUUCUAUGACCAGGACAAAUACCUUCUAUGACCAGGAAUAAUACCUUCUAUGACCAGGACAAAUACCUUCUAUGACCAGGACAAACACCUUCUAUGACCAGGACAAAUACCUUCUAUGACCAGGACAAAUACCUUCUAUGACCAGGACAAAUACAUGCUAUGACAGAUUACGCUCUCUUUCACUUUUUAAAUAGAGCUUAAAAUGAUGAAUAAGAUUAUGUUAUUUAUACAUGCACCAGCUGGAGCAACACAACCACGUUGUGCGUAUAAAUACGUUUAAGAAUAAUGCCAGAUGGGGCUCCAUAUAUCCACCAAAGCUUGGUUAUCUCGGCAUCCUUCCGUCUCGUGAGACGAUGGUGCAUCACCGUUGGGUUGGGUUGCAUUUUCUCGAGUGGCUGUGCAGUCCUAUCCUUGAGUGACAGUCUUUAACCUUAUAAAGAGUGGGUAGUGACGGGUAAUGAUGCUGUUUUCUUUGGGUAUUGACUGCUAGUAAUGUCCUUUAGUAGAUUACUUAGACUAGAUGUACUGACACCAUGCUAGUUAUAAAGCAAGCAUAUUUGAAAUCAGUGAAGGGCUCGCUCUUUAAAAGCGACUGGCAGUGGGGAACACAGCACGGUGGGUAUCGAAUGUGGGAAUUCGGUGCGCACGACGAGGGAAGCAGCGAAUGAGAGCGCAAAACGGUUCGCAAUGAGAGUAGGGCGAACAAUAUCAACUCGGGAAUUAUUACAGAUAUUUCUCCUUUAUAAAUACCGAUUUUCUAAUGCCCUGGAGUUUUGUACUUUUUAUCAGUCAUGACAUCAUCAUUUCGUCGUAUCGAUCUCCUCACAAAGAUGCUCGCCCCAGUCGCCAUCGGCCACAUCAUGACGUACGCGGGGACGAGUGUCGGUUGUGUCUUCGUGGGCGUCUGGAGUCUUCUGUCACUGGGAGCCGAAUACUUCCUGAUACGGAGGGCGUACGCCAUUGUACCGACGCUGCGAUCCAAGAAACACCCGAGGAAUGCGCCUGGUAACGGUUGUUUGGUUGCAUCCCCUUAAUGUAAAUAUCCUAUUGAAAUAAUAAUAUACACAGAUAUUGCUUUAAGUAUCAUUUGUAAAAAAAAUAUGGAACACAGAAAUCCUGAAAGAAAACUAAACAAAUUUGGGACGAACGGAUCUUAUGCUGUAUUCCUAGAGAACAAUGCAAAAGUACAAGCAUAUAACAAGUUCUUUGUAAGCUUUUAAACUUAAUAUUCUUUAUUUGCCAUGCUUUUGAUCGCUGAAGAAGGCUUUUUGCAGUCACUUAUUUUCUGUUUAGUCUUCUUUCACGUUUUCCUUACCAUUGGUAUUUUAUAUUUCCAUUUGCGCAACCUGAUCACGAUACCCUUAUUGUAUUUAUUAUUUGUUGCAGCAGUAGCGUUUGGUCUGUUACUUAAUAGUUACAACAUUUUAACAUUACAGAGGAUCUAAAACUGUAUCGCGAGGAAGCUUCCCCUUUUAACGAGAUUUCAAUUGAGCACUGCACUACCUAUGUAAGUAAAACUAAAUAUAGUUAAUAACAGGGCCAUCGCGGAACCUCGAAUAUUUAAGAUACCCAGCGUUGUGAUGUCGAAAAGAAAUAAAACUACCAAAUUUAAAAUAAAGGGUCACAUACACAAAUAAUGGUGGCCAGGGCACAUACACUAAAUGGUGGCCGGGGCACAGACACUAAAUGAUGGCCGGGGCACAGACACUAAAUGGUGGCCAGGGAACAGACACUAAAUGAUGGCCGGGGCACAGACACUAAAUGGUGGCCGGGGCACAGACAGUAAAUGGUGGCCGGGGAACAGACACUAAAUGGUGGCUGGGGCACAGACACUAAAUGGUGGCCAGGGCACUGACACUAAAUGGUGGCUGGGGCACAGAUACUAAAUGGUGGCCGGGCACAGACACUAAAUGGUGGCCGGGGCAUGGACACUAAAUGGUGGCCAAGGCACAGCCACUAAAUGGUGGCUGGGGCACAGACAAUAAAUGGCGGCCAGGGCACAGACUCUAAAUGAUGGCCAGGCCACAGACACUAAAUGGUGGCCGGGGCACAGACACUAAAUGGUGGCCAGGGAAAAGACACUAAAUGAUGGCCAGGGCACAGACACUAAAUGGUGGCCGGGGCAGAGACACUAAAUGAUGGCCAGGGCACAUACACUAAAUGAUGGCCAGGGCACAGAGAUUAAAUGAUGGCCGGGCACAGACACUAAAUGGUGGCCGGGGAACAGACACUAAAUCAUGGCCAGGGAACAGACACUAAAUGGUGGCGAAGGCACAGACACUAAAUGAUGGCCAGGGCACAGACACUAAAUGAUGGCCAAGACACAGACACUAAAUGAUGUCCGGGGCACGGACACUAAAUGAUGGCCUGGCACAGACACUAAAUGAUGUCCGGGGCACAGACACAAAAUGAUGGCCGGGCACAAACACUAAAUGUUGUCCGGGGCACAUAGACUAAACGAUGGCCGGGGCACAGACGCUAAAUGAUGGCCAGGGCACAGAGACUAAAUGAUGGCCGGGCACAGAGACUAAAUCAUGGAAAAUGAUGGCAUGGCACAGACACUAAAUGAUGUCCGGGGCACAGACACAAAAGGAGGGCCGGGCACAAACACUAAAUGUUGUCCGGGGCACAUAGACUAAACGAUGGCCGGGGCACAGACGCUAAAUGAUGGCCAGGGCACAGAGACUAAAUGAUGGCCGGGCACAGACACUAAAUCAUGGCCAGGGAAGAGACACUAAAUGGUGGCGAAGGCACAGACACUAAAUGAUGGCAAGGGCACAGACACUAAAUGAUGGCCAAGGCACAGAAACUAAAGGGUGGCCAAGGCACAGACACUAAAUGAUGGCUGGGGCACAGACACUAAGUGGUGGCCGGGGCACAGACACUAAAUGAUGGCCAAGGCACAGACACUAAAUGAUGGCCAGAGCACAGACAUUAAAUGAUGGCCAGGGCACAUACACUAAAUGAUGGCCGGGGCAGAUACACUAAAUGAUGGUCAGGGCACAGACACUAAAUGAUGGCCGGGGCACAGACACCAAAUGAUGACCGGGGCACAGACACUAAAUGAUGUCCGGGCACAGACACUAAAUGAUGACAGGGACACAGACAUUAAAUGGUUGGUGGGGCACAGACACUAAAUGAUGGCCGGGGCACAGACACUAAAUGGUGGCCGGGGCACAGACACUAAAUGGUGGCCGGGGAACAGACACUAAAUGAUGGCCAGGGAACAGACACUAAAUGGUGGCGAAGGCACAGACACUAAAUGAUGGCCAGGGCACAGACACUAAAUGAUGGCCAAGACACAGACACUAAAUGAUGUCCGGGGCACGGACACUAAAUGAUGGCCUGGCACAGACACUAAAUGAUGUCCGGGGCACAGACACAAAAUGAUGGCCGGGCACAAACACUAAAUGUUGUCCGGGGCACAUAGACUAAACGAUGGCCGGGGCACAGACGCUAAAUGAUGGCCAGGGCACAGAGACUAAAUGAUGGCCGGGCACAGACACUAAAUGGUGGCCGUGGCACAGACACUAAAUCAUGGCCAGGGCACAGACACUAAAUGGUGGCCAAGGCACAUACACUAAAUGAUGGCCAGGGCACAGAGACUAAAUGAUGGCCAGGGCACAGACACUAAAUGAUGUCCGGGGAACAGACACUAAAUGAUGGCCAAGACACAGACACUAAAUGAUGGCCGGGGCACAGACACAAAAUGGUGGCUGGGGCACAGACACUAAAUGAUGGCCUGGGCACAGACACUAAAUGAUGGCCGGGGCACAGACACUAAAUGGUGGCCAGGGCACAGACACUAAAUGAUGGCCAGGGCACAGACACUAAAUGGUGGCCAGGGCACAGACACUAAAUGAUGGCCAGGGCACAGACACUAAAUGGUGGCCAGGGCACAGACACUAAAUGGUGACCGGGGUACAGACACUCAUUGGCGGCCAAGGGACAGACACUAAAUGGUGGCCUGGGCAUAGACACUAAAUGGUGGCCAGGGCACAGACACUAAAUGGUGGCCAGGGCACAGACACUAAAUUGUGGCUGAGGGACGCGAACAUUUACGCCAAGAUUUUGGUUGAUAAAGGAACUGGGCAUGCUAUCAAGUCGUCAAUAUUUCUGAAAACCCUUCGAUUAUAGAUUACGAUUAAUUUUGUAAGUUUGAACUGUUAUUGUAAUCAUUAUAUUUUUAAAGCUAAACCGUAGUUGAGGUUGUUUACUGAAUAGGUCAAGGGCUGGAAAGUGUAUUUUUUUAAAUCUUCAAAAUACAUCAUUAUAAUGAAGUAAUAUUUGUUUAAAAUAAAAAUGUGUUUCAUAUUGCCAAGUAAGCUCAUGUUUAUAGCCUUUUUUUCUCCCUGAUAUGAGAUUAUUAUAUUUUUAAAAACAUAAAUUUUGCCUCCAUUUAAUUGUUAUCAAGUUCGCUAUUCUCAUGUAUAGGAAAGAGAAAUAAAUGGGACGGGGAGAAGGGGAUGGGGGAGAGGGGCGCUUUUGAAAAGAGCUUUUUAAUUUUGCUCAGAUGGUGCCACUAUUAUGCCAGGUGUUGCCGAGUCAGCAACACACAAAUGGCUAUGACCUAUGACCUAUAACCAUCGGCGCCCGCAGGUAGUGGCAAGGUGGGGCACUUGCCCUCCCCCCCCCUGGAUUGAUUGGAUUAAAAAAAUUUAGACAAAAAUAUACCAAAAAUUUAUUAAAGUAAGGAGAAAAUAAAGAGAAAGUAACUAAGCUGAUGUCCUAUCCGUUCGUUCACCAUACAAAUACGCUACAGUAAAUUAAAACUAUAUUAAAACAUUACUAUAAUUUUUUUGCCCCCCCUGGAAAGUUAAUCAAUUUUUUUGCCCCCCCCCCUAGAAAGUUUUCUGCGGGCACCCAUGCCUAUAACCUCAAGUAAUAAACAAUACCCGGUAGUAAGUUCUCACUCGACUCUGACAUCAAAGUUCUCCUUUUUAUGUUAACGUAACAAUUUUUUUGCCCCCCCCCCUAGAAAGUUUUCUGCGGGCACCCAUGCCUAUAACCUCAAGUAAUAAACAAUACCCAGUAGUAAGUUCUCACUCGACUCUGACAUCAAAGUUCUCCUUUUUAUGUUAACGUACAAGCUUCAGUAGAGGAACUAGGGUGACACCCUGCCAGUUGGGGGUGAGGGUGACAUAAAAUUUAAAAAAAAUGAAAAUUUUCGAGCUCGCUCGAGAGACGGUUUCAUUACUGAUCGGAGUACAAGAGCAGUUUGCCACCAGACAGCAGGUGACCAUCAGCAAAGGAUGUCCCCAGAGCAUCCAAACCCAGUGACUCCAACCUUAGUGACUCCAACCCUAGUGAAUCCAACUCUGGUGACUCCAACCCUAGUGACUCCAACCCUAGUGACUCCAACCCUAGUGAAUCCAACCCUAGUGACUCCAAGCCUAGUGACUCCAAACCUAGUGACUCCAAACCUAGUGACUCCAACCCUAGUGACUCCAAACCUAGUGACUCCAAACCUAGUAACUUCAACCCUAGUGACUCCAACCCUAGUGAAUCAUACUCUAGGGACUCCAACCCUAGUGACUCCAAACCUAGUGACUCCAACCCUAGUGACUCCAAACCUUAGUGACUCCAACCCUAUUGCACCCAACACUAGUGACUCCACUGAUAAGCUUCAUCAAGAUAAUAGUUUAAGGAGAGCUGGAUUUUUUUUUUCUUCCCUCCGGCAGAGACAACCGUCAAAGAGAAGGAAAGCCCGCUGCCAUUGGUGGAGGAUGUUUGGCACGUUCAUCGCGUUGUACCGAGGUCUCCGGAUAUACGUCAGCUAUGACGUCAUGCUCACUGGCUUGGCCUUGGCUUCUCUCUACCUCACCGUGCUUGGAUUUGAUGAAGUAACUAUAGGUUAGAGGUCAAGUUUUUGUUUGAAACUUCUAUACUCUCUAAACGCCGAUCAAACUGCGAACACGUGACGAACUAAAGCUAGUAUUUCAAAUUGUAGAAACACAUGUGUUAAAUAUAUGCAAACGAGGAUUUACUUUGAUAAAAUAUCCUGCUAUUUGGGCCUCUUGGGUGUUAAACGAUUUAAGAGAUAACUUGAAAUGUAAUUGAGGUUAUCAAACAUGUACCUUAGCGAUGGACGUUAUGUUAAAAAAAUAACACAGCCUAAAAAUACAGUUAAAAUGAUACAACUUUUCAGGAUACGCCACUGCCCACGGUUUGAAAGGAUCUGUUCUGGGCACUCUGAUGGGGACAGGGGCAGGAUUUGGUAUACUGGCUACAUUUACGUACCCAUUCAUCGUGCGGCGCCUUGGUUUGGCAAACACAGGGAUACUGGCUCUAGGCUUGCAGGUAGGCUACAUUUCGAAUAAAUCAAACGAUCGAUAAUCGUUGAUAAAAAAUGUGAACACUAAAAAGGAAUAUGAUGUAAAAACAAAUCAUUGCCACUUCCAAAAAAAAUUAAUAAAAACUGUGCGUUUAAUUAAUUAACAAAAAGUUAAAUUUGUAAAAAAAAAUUCUGACAAAUCUGUUAGAAUUUUAAACAAAUAUUAAUUACAUGAAAUAGACAACUACAAACUUGGGAAUAGGUCAAAUAAACGUUGCAUAAUUAUUAUAUGUUGCACAUUUGUGAAAAUUGUAGUUAUGACGGUUUACAUUGUCUAACCAGCCCUGCCAUAAUAAUUUCUAGAAAUUUUUAAACUACCUAACGGUCACCCUAACACUAACCCUAACCCUAACGGUCACCCUAACCUAACGGUCACCGUAACCCUAACCCUAACGGUCACCCUAACCCUAACCUAACGGUCACCCUAACCCUAACCUAACGGUCACCCUAACGCUAACCUAAGGUCACCCUAACCUUAAACUAACGGUCACCCUGACCUAACCCUAACUGAACCCUAACCCUACCUAACCCUAACUGAACCCUAACCCUAACCUAAAGGUCACCCUAACCCUAAUCCUAACCUAACGGUCACCGUAAACCUAAUCCUAACCCUAACCCUAACCUAACGGUCACCCUAACCCUAACCCUAACGGUCACCCUAACCCUAACCUAACGGUCACCCUAACCCUAACCUAACGGUCACCCUAACCUAACUCUAAAGGUCACCUUCAAAGGCACAAGCAAAUUUUGCAUUCAGCAAUAAAAAAAAGGCUAUACAAAUAUUACAUAUCUUCAUUCAUUUAAGCCAAGCCUGCACAACUCAAAAUGUAAGGCGGGCGGUAACACAUUAUGAAAAACGUGUGCGGGCCAAAAGAAAAUAGGACAGGACUUGUGCGGGCCAAAAGAAUACAGGUCAAGGGGAAAGAUAUUUAAAAAAUAAUUAGAAAUAAAGAGUUUUUCGUUACCUCGCGGGCCACAAAGUGGGUGCUGGCGGGCCACAUGCGGCCCGCGGGCCUUACGUUGUGCAGGCCUGAUUUGAACAUAUUAAUAUCAUGAACAUGUCUUUCAGGUUACUUGCUUGUCGUUAUGCGUGAUUUCAUUGUGGCUGCCCGGAAGUAAUUUUGUACCGGUGUCCAGUUCUGACGUCAACAACUCGUCACACUUUGUCAACCGUUCACUUUCUGACAGGGACGCACUAAUUUUACCUUCUAAUUCAAACAAUAUCAGUAUCUCAGGAUUUAUCAUGGCAAAGUCGCCCAGAUUUCUUCAACUUGCAGAAGGGAAUGUCAGUAAAUCAUUGUCAAACAGUCACGUGAUAACUGUAAAUAGCAGUGAUGAAAAGACACCUGACAUCUCUAUAUGGGUGAUGAUCGCUGGCGUUGUACUUGCUCGAUUUGGUGAGUUUCGUGGUGUGGAUUUCAAAUGCAUGUUAGUUCUUGGGAAAAAAUCCACCCUAUCCUUCAAAAACAUAUUUUUGCAAAUUAACACAAGUAAAUUUAAUGGCCUCAUUAAAUAUUACAUGAUAUAUCUACACUUCUGACAUUCUUGGUAUACAUUGUUUACUGCUCCGGGAUUAAACAGAAACUUGACCCUCUCCCCCAUAGGAAGCGACGAGGCCAUGACAGGCAGUUCCGGCUCAUACCAGCAAGAAGCCAGUAUAGGAGCUGCUCAUUCCUGCCAAAGACAAUCAGGGACUGGAACAAGCUUUCAAAAAAAAAAAAAAAACAGUUGAGGCGACAACACUAGUAACAUCUGCGUCUAUAGCUUCUAGCCUUCAAACCCCCAGUUUAUGAUACCCUCACAAAGUAGCCCUUGCAACCAGUGAAAUAUCCUCUUCAACACCAGACACUGAAACAUUGCAAAUCCCCUCUACAUGCAUAGGAGCCAGAAUGAUCGUGGGGCCUCAUAACAUAGAAGAAGAAUAUAUGUAUGAACUAAGACUCCACUAGACAACUAUAUUUAAAAAAAAAAAAUAAUGAUCUAUUAAAUGAAAAGAUUAUUUCUUAGUUUCAGUCAGGGAUCGGAAUUUGGAUUGUGUGUUUUUUUUUUUUUUUAAAUCCUUUUGGAUUUAUUUAGCAUAUCAAUAUAUUAACAACAAUAUUAAAAAAAAAAAAAUAAUGAUCUAUUAAAUGAAAAGAUUAUUUCUUAGUUUCAGUCAGGGAUCGGAAUUUGGAUUGUGUGUUUUUUUUUUUUUUGAAAUCCUCUUGGAUUUAUUUAGCAUAUCAAUAUAUUUACACAUGCCAUACUGUUGAUUAUUUUUGAAACUAACAAUUUCUUAAAAAAUGAUUUUCUCCCAUUUUUGUAAUCAAGCAUACCACAAGUAAAUUUGAUGCGCAAUAAUUGUUUUUCUUUUAAGGAAAAUAUUUCCAUCUGAUGUAACAAAUAUGUGGGGUAAAAAGGGGGGGUGGGGCAUUAGAAUAUUAAUAGAGUUUUAUAAAGUGCUUUGCAUGAAUUAAUGUCUUGUCAAGUCAUUUUAAUAGAUGGAAAGUUCACGCAUUGCUUCCACCUCUAUUUGGAGGAUUAAAACUAUUCUUUUUAUAAUUUUAACAACCAUUGUGAGUGAGAAAAACUGAACUGUGAACAGUAAACUACUAAGCUAUUUUUUUUUACAUAACUCACGUAUAUAUUUUCACAAUAUUCAAUUACAGUGUCAUGAGGUUGGUACAAUUAUUCGUAAAGUAAUUCAUUUUUUAUGUGUUGCGUCAAUACCAUUAGGUCUCUGGACUGCGGACCUGACCAUCAUCCAGCUGUUUCUUGAAAGGGUCGACACCAAGGAACGUGGCAUCGUCAACGGGGUUCAAGGGUCACUCAACCAGCUGAUGGACUUUCUUAAAUACGGCCUCGUCCACUUCUUGCCCCACAUCCAUCAAUUUGGGAUUCUUGUGAUCAUUUCUUUUGGCUUCAUUUGCACAGGCUGGACACUGAUGUGUGUGUACGCAAUGAAG
This is a messenger RNA of Lymnaea stagnalis (great pond snail), 11543 nucleotides long. Lineage: Eukaryota; Metazoa; Mollusca; Gastropoda; Lymnaeidae. The record is from the annotation of a GenBank genome assembly.